AUGGAUUAUUUCACAUAUUCCAAUUGGUCUCAAUGCGGCUUCAGGACACCUCAAGAUCUUUUUACCCCUCCGACGGAGCUCCUGGAACGAUACGCCGUUGCCGACGAGUUUAUGCCGGCCGUCCAGACAUUUUUUAAUGAAGAUAGGGCAGAAGAGAUUCAAAGGGCCGUGUUAGGGUCAGAACAGGAUUCUCAAAAGUUCUGGAAGGCCACUGCCGAGGAAGAAGGCAAACCCGUCAUCAAGACGCGAGCCGCCAGGGCAAUCCUUGAGGACGUGGUCGGCCUCAUCCGCGUCACAGGGGACUCAGUUGUCCGUGUCAACAUCGAACCCGACCUACCCAAGGAGGUUUUCAAGGGCAAGGUCAACGGCCAUAUCGGGGCUGCAGAGGCCGCUCAAGCAAUGCCUCUUCCAUGA
This is a messenger RNA of Serendipita indica DSM 11827, 414 nucleotides long. NCBI's taxonomy places the organism in Eukaryota, Fungi, Basidiomycota, Agaricomycetes, Sebacinales, Serendipitaceae. The record is from the annotation of a GenBank genome assembly.